CAGUUGGAGCGAUAAACUCAACUCGCACUACACUACGUGCCUCCGUUUCUGUUUCUAGUACGGCGUAUGUAAAGUAGAUACGUUAGUCAAAGAUUAGUAUUUUCAUUGUUUUCCGUUUUAUAUUUCGUUGUAUUUCCAUCGUGUACCCCCUGUGUGAUAAACUGUAGAAUGACGAUUUUCAUCUAACGAAAUAGGUCUACUAGGCACAGCAGGCCAUUGCUGUUAUCGCGCAAACCCUGUCUGUAGUCUUUUCUUGGUUUCGUUGUGUGCGGCACCACACACGCCAUUGUUGAUACUGUGUAGGUGGAUGCCAACGAUCAUCGGUGACCUGGCAAGCCGGCAGUAUAAAUCCAUUCUUUAUGUGUGGACACAAAACGGUAUUGUUGUGAUGACUUAUGAAAAAGUGGAUUUUGAUAAUACCACGAACCAAUCGACGGUCGGAUUGCGCGGUGUUUAUCAGUUGAUUGGUAGCAAUUGGCAUUCAAGACGCACAAAACUCUUUCAACAAUCCGGCACCGGUGGCAGUACGCAUCGGGAUAUGGUUCUAGUGAGACCGCCCCACGAUUCGAUUCGGUGAUCUUGGUGAUUAAAUUUUUGAUGUGUGACAAAAGUGAAUGGACUUCGUGGACUAGAUAAUAACGGAAGGGAUAGAGUAGUAUCUCAUCAUUAGUCAUUUUAUCUACGGGAUUUGUUGGCUCAGACGGACGGUAGACGUACGAAACUGCCGGUUCCGGAAUUACAGGGUGAUAUGCACCAAAAUGUGAAAAUAAUGUCACUCACUUUUCUCGGAGAUGGAAGGCCUUAAGAUUCUAUAAAAAUAUUCCAAUUUGCAUUCGGAUCAAACAGCUAGUUCCAAAGGUCCGCGAUACAAUGAGUAGCUUUGUGGUGAAUAAUGUGGCAGGCGAGUCCGGACGUAAAUUGCCCCAAUACAUUGCGGGCUUGGCAGCAUCCGGCGGGGCACUGGCAGCAGGUACAUUCCUCGGAUGGACUUCACCUGCGGAGAUACCGUUGAUCAAAGAUAAGGAAUAUGGCUUUGCAAUCACCAGCGAACAGUUUUCCUGGAUCGGAUCGAUGGCCAACCUGGGCGCGGCGCUUAUGUGCUUUCCCAUCGGAAUUCUGAUGAAAUUCAUUGGUCGAAAGUGGGCUAUGCUGAGCAUGGUUCUACCACUGCUGCUCGGUUGGUUGUUGAUUAUUUUCGCUGAAAAUGUGGCAAUGUUGAUGACGGGCCGAUUUUUCCUCGGUAUCGGUGGUGGUGCUUUUUGUGUUGCUGCCCCAACCUACACGGCUGAAAUAGCGCAAUCGUCAAUCCGAGGAACACUGGGAACAUUUUUCCAGCUGCUGGUGACCAUCGGUAUUCUGUUCGUGUACGUCGUAGGAGCCGGUGUUAGCGUGAAAACUCUCAGCAUCAUCUGUGGUGUGAUUCCACUGGUUUUCGGAUUGAUUUUCUUCUUCAUGCCCGAGAGUCCACAUUAUUUUGUCGAGAAAUGUCGUUACGAUGAUGCUUCAAAGUCACUGAAAUGGCUUCGUGGAAAUCGGUACGACGAGCGAGCUGAGAUUGAAGAACUGAAAGAGAAUGAUGCUAGGCUGAAGGCAGAGAAAAUUUCAUUCGUUCAAGGCUUCAGACAAAAAGCGACAAUCCGCGCCCUUACAAUCGCGUUGGGUUUGAUGCUUUUCCAACAAAUGUCCGGUAUUAAUGCUGUUAUCUUCUACACCACAACAAUUUUCGACGAUGCAAACACUGGUCUAGCCGCCACCGAUGCUACAAUUAUUGUUGGCGCAAUUCAGGUUGCGGCCACUCUGUUAGCAACCUUCAUUGUAGAUAAAACCGGGCGAAGGAUACUGCUACUGAUUUCGGAUUUCUUCAUGGCCGUGUCCACCAUCCUUCUGGCCGUUUACUUCCAGUUGAAGGAAGACGAUCCUAAUAAAGUUACGGAGCUUGGUUGGCUUCCUGUGCUGGCCGUUUGUCUGUUCAUUGCAAUGUUCUCCAUCGGUUUCGGCCCCGUUCCGUGGUUGAUGGUAGGCGAACUAUUUGCUCCGAAUGUCAAAGCUUACGCUAGUCCCAUCGCCGGCGUGUUUAAUUGGUUGCUCGCUUUUCUGGUGACCAAAAUUUUCGACACACUUCGCGUGAACCUAGGAAAUGCCGGAGUAUUUUGGAUGUUCACUGGAUUUUCCCUGCUCGGAACAGUGUUUGUAUUUUUCGUAGUGCCGGAAACCAAAGGUAUUUCUCUACCCGAUAUUCAAAAGAUGCUCGGUGGCGAAAAGUUAAAGCCACAAAGUAUUUCCAACACCGUAGAAGAAAAUAAAACCGAGACGCAAUAAUUGCUCUCGGGGGAGGAAACAAAACUGAUAAGCAUUGUAAAUAUUGUAAGAAACAAACACGAAACUUCCACUAGCGUGUGUGAUCCGACAUAUCACGGAUGAUGAUCAUCUGUGGUGUACGAGCGAACACUACAACAGAUUAGAGGGAAUGCGGAUUUAGACAAGUGCAUUACCAUUGCCGAUUAGACAAAACAGUACUGAGAUGUAUUUAAACGAAAGCAUCACUAUAUAAUAUAUUUAAUAUAUUAUCUAUUACUUAUUUAAGGUUUAAACACUCACUUCUCGUUCUUGAUUUGUGAAUGUCACCAUGUGAGUAGCAGACUCCUGUAGAUCAUUUUGAAUAAAGAUUUCGAUAUUAACAGAUAUUACCUCAUCAAAACUAUCACA
Malaya genurostris is the source of this 2706-nucleotide messenger RNA. RefSeq names its product facilitated trehalose transporter Tret1 (gene nebu). NCBI's taxonomy places the organism in Eukaryota, Metazoa, Arthropoda, Insecta, Diptera, Culicidae. Gene Ontology annotation, cellular component: membrane. The transcript is spliced from 4 exons. Gene Ontology annotation, molecular function: sugar transmembrane transporter activity. The record is from RefSeq and is a predicted model, not a curated record. Bases 871 to 2319 code for a protein of 482 amino acids. Gene Ontology annotation, biological process: transmembrane transport; carbohydrate transport.